Messenger RNA from Eriocheir sinensis (Chinese mitten crab), 5090 nucleotides. RefSeq names its product serine/threonine-protein kinase grp-like (gene grp). Gene Ontology annotation, molecular function: ATP binding; protein serine/threonine kinase activity. Gene Ontology annotation, cellular component: cytoplasm; nucleus; site of double-strand break. Bases 218 to 1675 code for a protein of 485 amino acids. The record is from RefSeq and is a predicted model, not a curated record. Gene Ontology annotation, biological process: mitotic G2 DNA damage checkpoint signaling; protein phosphorylation. Lineage: Eukaryota; Metazoa; Arthropoda; Malacostraca; Decapoda; Varunidae. The transcript is spliced from 11 exons.
GGUAUUUCUCGCAACAGCGGGUGAGAGCGGGCGCGAAACAGCUCAGUCAGCGUGGCUUUCAUUUACCCGCUGGAAAUACUUACCGCCGCACCGCUGCCGGCCACGUGGAGGCAGAAGAAACCCUGCAGCCAUGUGACUCCAUUAACACUCCUCUAGCUGGUAAUGGUGGAGGGGCGGAGCGGUGGCAGCAGUAGCAGUAGGGGGCGGAGGCUCUGCCAUGGCCGGGGCGGUGACGGAGUUUGUGCAGGGAUGGAACGUGGCGCAGACCCUCGGGGAAGGCGCCUUUGGGGAGGUGAAGCUGCUCAUCAACCAGGACACGGGGGAGGCGGUGGCCAUGAAGGUGGUGGACCUGGCCCGCCACCCCGACGCUGUUGAUGCCGUGCGCAAGGAGAUGUGUCUGCACCGAAUGCUCAAGAGUCCGCACAUCAUCAAGUUCUACGGCAGCCGUCGUGAGAACACCACGCAGUACAUGUUCCUGGAGUAUGCCGCAGGGGGGGAACUCUUUGACCGCAUCGAGCCCGACAUCGGCAUGCCCCCACACCAGGCACAGAAGUUCUUCCGAGAGCUCAUCGCUGGCGUGGAGUAUCUGCACAGCCGCGGCGUGUCCCACCGAGACCUGAAACCAGAGAACCUUCUGCUGGACGAAAACGACCACCUCAAGAUCACCGACUUUGGCAUGGCAACGCUCUUCAGGCACCAGGGCAAGGAAAGGAACUUGGACCGCCAGUGUGGCACCAAGCCGUACAUGGCCCCGGAGGUUCUGCUGAGGCCGUACAGCGCUGAGCCGGCCGACAUUUGGUCCUGCGGCGUGGUGCUGGUGGCUCUGCUUGCUGGCGAGUUGCCAUGGGAUGAGCCGACCUUCUCCUGCACCGAGUACACCGCCUGGAAGGACAAGGACUGCAGACUCUUCACCACCACGCCAUGGACCAAGAUCGACAACCUGGCCCUUUCGCUCCUAAGAAAGGUCCUGAACACUGUCCCCAAGCACCGCGCCACCAUCACGCAGGUCAAGGCACAUCAGUGGUUCACCAAGAACUUCCACAAGACCACAGGCCUCCAGAGCACCCCCACGAUGACCUCCAGCCACAAGCGCAUCUGCAGUGAGGUGGAUCAGGCCAACAACGCCUUCACCAUGGACGAGCACGCCACACGCUGGUCUUGCUCCCAGCCCGAGGCACCCAGAGCGCCCGCCCUCAACGCCCUGCUGGACACGGACCAUCUUGAACCCGGCGUGGUCAGCUUCUCACAGCCUGCCAAGCCCGACCAGAUGCUGCUGUCCUCCCAGAUGACGCAGAUGACCCAGGGCACGCAGGCCAGCCAGACGCCACUCCAGCGCCUCGUCAAGCGUAUGACUCGCAUGCUGGUCAGGACGUCGCUGGAGGACACCAUCACCCACCUCGAGGCGCUUUUCAGCAAGCUAAACUACACCCACCGAUGUCUGGUUGCAAACGUGAUCACGGUGACCACUGUGGAUCGCCGCGGGGCCCAGCUGGUCCUGAAGGCAAGCAUCAUCGACAUGGGCCAACACAUACUGCUGGACUUCAGGCUCUCCAAGGGCUGCGGACUGGACUUCAAGCGGCACUUCCUGCGCAUCAAGGAAGGCCUCUCGCACAUCACCAUCAAGGGCCCCGUCACCUGGAACAUGGCCCACGCUACCAACAUGCUCCCGGCGUGAUGGCGGAGGCUUCGGUUGCCUGCGUUUGGUUCAGUGGUUUCGGUGGAGGCGUUUCUCGUUGUGUUGUUUCUUCCGAGGCUUUCUUUUUGGUUUGGUUUUGUGGUUUUGGUUGUUGUUUUGUUCUGUAAUGUUUUUUUCUUCUGAUCUUUUAUUUUUAUUUUUAUUUAUUUACUUUUCCCUUCGUCUUUGAUUAUUUUUCAGUCCCCCCCCCCUGUUGUAUUUUUCUCCUUCCGCUGUUGCUGUCGUCUUCCGAUCUUUAUUUAUUUACUUAUUUUUUUCAAUCUUGUGUGUCUUUACAAACCUCAUUGGCGCUAUUUCUCCAACCAUUUAUUUACUUUAUUUUCCACUUUUUUUUUUCCUCCCUGCAAACACACAAACUCACUUCUAAUAUUCCAUUCCCAACCACUAGACUUCCUUCAGCUCAGGCAUCUUACUUUUAUUCCAAGAUUUUCACACAUUUCCAUAUACCUGAAUCUCUUUCCAUAUCCACGUUCCCCUGCAAGAGAUAUCAUUAAUUAGAGGAAUCUGGAAUGAGUUUGCAGGAGACUUAUUUUCUUAGCAUUUUAGUGAGCUGGGUCGGCCUUGGAACCACAAUCUCCACGGCCUCAUAGUUGAGUGCAAAAGGUCAUUGAAGGAGGUCAUCUGCCUAGAGUUUGUGGAGACUUAUUUUCUUAGGCGUUUUAGGGAGCUGGGUCGCCCUUGGAACCACAACCUAGAGCCUCAAACUUGGGUGCUAGAGACUGUGUGAGAUGAUAUGUAGAGUAGAACCUUAAUUGAUUUCUUGAAAGAGGUUAUCUGCAUAGACUUUGUGGAGACUUAUUUUCUUAGGCAUUAUAGGGAGCUGGGUUGUCCUUGGAACCACAACCUCUACAGCCUCAAAGUUGGGUGCUACAGACUGUGUGAUGUCUAGAGUAGAAGCUUGACGGAUAUCUUGAGAAAGGUUACUGAAAGAGGGUAUUGGCAUAGAGUUUGUGGAGACAUGCUUUCUUAGGCAUUAUAGGGAGCUGGGUCACCUUUGCAUCGAUAUCCUCGGACACUUCCACCUCUCACAUCAACUAUUUCCAAAGUCAAAAAGGAGAUCAGUUGGGCUCUGAUGAGUGUUUUUGAAUAUUCAUGGCACAGAAGGGUCAAACUACCAGCAUUGUCAUUAAGCUAUCCCCGGAAAUGCCCCACGCACCUACUAAAGCCUCGUCAAAUGUGUGUUCUUGGGCACUGAAGGGUUUAAUAGCGGAGCCUCAAACUUAGGUGCUGAAAACUGUUUGAUGAUGUGUAAAGUAGAGGCUCGGGAGAGAGCUUGCAUUGGUGAUAGAGAGAGAAGGGAGUGUGUUAGCGAGUGCACUGAUGAAAGGAAGGAGCUUAGAGAAUGCAAGUAUAUAUAAAUAGUUAAGGGGAGUUAUUUCUAGCAGAGUAUAGGGCUGUUAGGGGAGAAUUUAUAUGUGGAAUUUCUGUAUGGAGAUAGAGAGAGGGCAUGUUAGCUCUCCCUCUAAUGUGUAUGUGUGUAUAUUGGACAAAAUUAUGGGAAGUUACUAAUGAAAAAUGAAGGUUGUAAGGUUUUUCUUCAGUUUGAUUUCUUUGGUUGAGUGAAAAACCCUAAAUUUGAUAAGAAAUUGGUCUGUAAAAAAAAUAUUGUAGAGGUUAUGGUAUCAAAAAUCAUUGUUAUUAUUAUUAUUAACUAAAUGCAACAGAUGGAGUUUGUAACCUCGAUUUCGGAAGCAUGUUUAGUGGAAGACGGUCGUACGGAUGUGUUAGAAUUUAUAUAAUUUUCGUUCGUUUUAAGUUUGCAAAGGGAAGGAAAUUUAUGUCCAUAUAUUGGUAUGACUAUUUCCCAAGGCCACAGAAAAAAGAUUAACCAGGUUUUCAUGGGUGAUUUUAUAAGGUUCAUAAUAACCUCCCAUUGUGACUAUUUCAGAAGCCCACAGAAAGAAGAUUAACCGGGUUUUCAUGGAUCAUUUUUUAGGUCCAUGUUAAAUGUAUGAAUCUCCUAUAACAACUUUCCCAAGGCCACAGUGAAGAUUAACCUGGUUUUCAUGGGUAAUUUUCCAGUUGAGGGCAAAUAUGUCGUGUAGAACCAUCACUGGCAUCACAAAACAGUCUAUGAAAACCCCGGCAACUUCUUGGAGAGGCUUUUCAAAUGGGAGAACUGAUUUGCCAAGAUGUAUAAAAAUAGUGGCUUUAAACCCUUAAACCCCUUAUGUUACUCUGUCUUCAUUCAUUCUAUGGUCACCUAACUCCCUCAUUCCAUAAGUACAAUUUUAAGACUUCGACACAACACACCAUUCCUUAAGUUUCCAUUCAUAGAUCACUUGUUACUUUUAGUCUCAGUCAGUUUGGGUCUUUCCAGGAGCGAGUCUCUUAUGUUAGUCUACCUGAGUACAAUGUUUGAUAAUUUCUUUAGAUGUUAAGUUUAGCCGACUCCUUGUGGCUUUAAAAGGGGAUGUACGUGUGAGAGAGAGAGAGAAAGAGUGUUGGAGAAUGUGAGAGGUGUGUGUGUGUGUUGAAUAAGAGAGUGAAAGAAGACAUCCUCUGAUUAAAAAUGUAUGUUAAUGAAAUGAAAAAAGGUAGAGAGAAAGAGGAUGCAAGUUAUCCAUUGCUAUAGUAACUUUUUUCUGAACCAUUUACUUGGGUCUCAAACAUUGUAUUACCUUUUUUUUUUUUUACCAUAAUUAUCUCCAUAUCUAAGGAAGGAAGGAGAAGUACACAAGAACCUUUUCUCAUAGAUACAGUUUAGGUGACACGGAACACAUUAUUGCACUCACUCAUCACCUUACACUUACAUUUCUUCACUACGGUUGUCUCUCACAGGAAGGACAGACGUACAAGAUUACCCAAACAUUUCCUUGUAAACAGGUUAACCACACAACACAUUCCUACAGGCAUCUUCCUUUACGUAUCGACACAGUUGGUUUGGAUUAACACGGAACACAUUUUUUCCCGUCACGGCCCUGGUGUCGCGUGGGUGCCCAUCGCCGCCGUGUGCUGCAGUUGUAAGAGCAGUCUCGCCCCGCCCAGGCCGCUCUAUACCCUUGCAGGCAGAAUUCUAGUCUUUCAUUGGUGGGUGCUCACAACAACACCUCGGCCACAGCGGUCACAAAUCUCCUUUGUAUUAGACUAAGAAGGGCUGCCGGUCACUCGAUCAGCCGUAGGGAACAAUUAUUAUGGAAGGGUUAUCGAUGGGUUCGUAAGAGUCGAGAGGGUGUGUGUGUGUGUGUGUGUGUGUGUGUGUGUGUGUGUGUGUGUGUGUGUGUGUGUUAGACUAAGAAAGGUUGCCGGUCACUUGAUCAGCCAUAGGGAACAAUUGUCAUGGAAGGGUUGUCGACAGGUUUGUAAGAGUCGAGAGUGAGCAUGUGUGUGUGCGUGUUGACCAGGAUUGUUUUGUGUUGUAAGUUUAAGAGAGGAAUAAAUUUGGUUUCCUUUA